AUGAUCCUGAGAAAAUCGACCGAAGAUAUCAUUUUUUUCACCACGUGCUUGUUUUACUACUUCAAAGUUCUCGGAAUCGCGCCGAUCUCUCUGUACAUAAAAUCCACGAAAAAAAGUGCGUCCCAGUGCGUCGUAUUCACUCGUUCCAACAGAGCUCUCGUCUACGACGUCGUUCUAAUCUUAAAUUUAGUGACGGCCAACAUCUACAAAAUUUUAUACCUCUGCCUCAGAGUUUCCUCGACCAAAAUCAUAACGAUCGAAGCCGUAACAAACUGUUUAGAGGACUUUGUCACUUGUCUCUCAGCUGUUUUCAUUCUAAUAAUUAUUUGCUUUUCGCGGGAAAAAUUGAGCGCAAUGGUCAACGCAAUCAGUGGACUCACAGAAUGUUUGGAUGGCUUCGGCGUCGAAAAUCCGAAAAAGCACAAGCUUCAAUUGGAAAUCGGUAUGAUAAUCCUCGUAAAUAUCACCACUUGGAUUCUAGUAUUCGUCACAACGGCUGUGGCCGAGUUUUCUUACCUCCUGUACGACACCAUAAUGUACUCAAACGUUAUCGUGGUCAACGCUCUCCUUAUCCAAUACGGCGUGGUAUUGAAGCUUCUGCGUCAUAACUUCAAAAUGCUCAACGAAAAUCUGCUCGUAAUCAGCCAGGAAGUCCCGAUUAAAAUUCAAUCGCCCGUCGAAUCGAACAGAAGAGUUGAAAGACUGUCGCAGCUGAGAAAAUUACACGCGUCGAUGUGCAAAGUGUCGCGAGACGUGUCGAAUUAUUAUUCUUACCCGGCGCUGGCCUGUGUCGUGUGCGUAUUCUACACGUUGAUUUACACGUGCUACUAUCUAACCCGACCUAUUGUCCUUUACGAUCAGAACUUGAGAGGCGAUAUGUUUGUUAUGUCGUUGGUCUAUGGACUGUUGCUGGUGUUUUCUGUGGUGAUUUUGACGAAAUCCGUCACUGCUACGAUCGACGAGAGUGACCGAACGAAAGAAAUUAUUAAUGCUGGUUUGCUGAGGUUUGAGGAUGAUGAGAAGAUGAGCAAGAAGCUCAAUCAAUUCUCGAGUUACUUGUUACACACUGAUGUAAAAUUCAAGGUUUCCAAAUUGUUUUCUUUGGACGACUCACUACUGACUUCAAUGGCUAGUUCGAUCGCAACGUAUCUGGUGAUAGUGUUGCAGUUUCUUCAAAAAUGA
This is a messenger RNA of Nasonia vitripennis (jewel wasp), 1182 nucleotides long. RefSeq names its product gustatory receptor 43 (gene Gr43). Lineage: Eukaryota; Metazoa; Arthropoda; Insecta; Hymenoptera; Pteromalidae. Gene Ontology annotation, cellular component: neuronal cell body; dendrite; membrane. The transcript has 4 exons. The record is from RefSeq and is marked inferred. Gene Ontology annotation, biological process: sensory perception of taste. The coding region runs from base 1 to 1182 and encodes 393 amino acids.